Messenger RNA from Toxorhynchites rutilus septentrionalis, 5604 nucleotides. Its product is annotated as synaptotagmin 1. Gene Ontology annotation, biological process: cellular response to calcium ion; regulation of calcium ion-dependent exocytosis; regulation of dopamine secretion. The coding region runs from base 366 to 1718 and encodes 450 amino acids. The record is from RefSeq and is a predicted model, not a curated record. The transcript is spliced from 9 exons. Gene Ontology annotation, cellular component: axon; synaptic vesicle membrane; dense core granule. Gene Ontology annotation, molecular function: calcium-dependent phospholipid binding; clathrin binding; phosphatidylserine binding. NCBI's taxonomy places the organism in Eukaryota, Metazoa, Arthropoda, Insecta, Diptera, Culicidae.
UCCGCUCACUCCUCAAUCGAUUUUCUUACACACUUGAAAAAGCUACCAUCUUGGCAUGGUGUGAAAAUUGUGCAGUUCCCCAUCGAACACAGGAAAAAGUCGGCGAAUUUGGUGGCUCCGGUCGAAUGAACGACACUAAAAUUCGCACAACAGUGUGGUGCUAGUUUUUUCGCCGGAAGAGAAAAUGAAUUGUUCCGAUAGUUGCUGUUGAGGAGGAUUUCCGCGUUCCAAGCAGAUUCAGAGCCGAGCAAAUAGCACGAAAAUAAUAGUGGUGGGCGACCACUUUUGUCCUGCAAUUAGCUAAAGUUCUCCGAAGGGCAGCGGCAGCGAAUUUGUGCGUGCCUUCUGCAGCGAAAAAAACCAAGAUGGCUCCAGGCAUUAAAAAAUGGAAGAGAGAGGCUGAGCCUGAAACUGAUGUAGCGGAAUUGGAAGAGUCUACAACCAGUGCGGCGAAGCACUUCAGUAACAAUUUCCGUCAUAAACAUUUGACGACGACGGCACAAACGGAAGUGGAUACAGUGGAGAAUGAAGAUUUCCUGAGCACCGCGUCGCCGACCAAGGACGAGGCAGAACCGAUCGGCGAUAAGGCGGUGAAGAUGACCGAGGCGAUAGCGCACGGGAUGGGCAUUCCGACGUGGGGCCUCGUGUCCAUCAUCGUGGUCGUCGUCCUGAUCAUCCUUGGCAUCUGCGGCUUCUGCAUUCGGCGCUGCUUCCGCAAGAGGCGCUCCAAAGACGGAAAGAAGGGCAUGAAAGGAGUCGAUCUGAAAUCGGUACAAUUAUUAGGUUCAGCAUACAAAGAAAAGGUUCAACCCGAUAUGGAAGAACUGACCGAAAAUGCCGAAGAGAACGACGAGGGGGAGAGCAAGCAGAGCGAGCAAAAACUGGGAAAAUUGCAGUAUAAGCUUGAGUACGAUUUCAACGCAAACGCCCUGACCGUAACCGUAAUCCAGGCGGAAGAAUUGCCAGCUCUCGACAUGGGAGGCACAUCCGAUCCCUACGUUAAAGUAUAUCUAUUGCCCGAUAAAAAGAAAAAGUUUGAAACUAAAGUCCACAGGAAAACUCUAAAUCCGGUAUUUAACGAAUCGUUCACGUUCAAGAGCCUUCCGUAUGCCGAGGCAAUGAACAAGACGCUGGUCUUCGCUAUAUUCGAUUUCGAUCGAUUCUCGAAGCACGACCAAAUCGGUGAAGUGAAGGUUCCCCUCUGUCAGAUCGAUUUGGCCCAAACGAUCGAGGAAUGGCGAGAACUACAAAGCGUCGAAGGCGAAGGCGGUCAGGAAAACAAGCUCGGAGACAUCUGCUUCUCGCUGCGUUACGUACCCACUGCAGGUAAAUUAACCGUCGUGAUCCUGGAGGCGAAGAACCUGAAGAAGAUGGACGUCGGUGGAUUAUCAGAUCCCUACGUUAAGAUUGCACUGAUGCAGAAUGGAAAGCGUUUGAAAAAGAAAAAGACUAGUAUCAAAAAAUGUACACUAAACCCCUACUACAAUGAGUCGUUCUCAUUCGAAGUUCCUUUCGAACAAAUACAAAAAGUGAAUCUAGUGGUUACCGUGGUGGAUUACGAUCGCAUCGGCACGUCGGAACCCAUUGGCAAGGUCGUCCUCGGCUACAAUGCAAGCGGCACCGAGUUGCGCCACUGGUCCGAUAUGCUCGCCUCGCCUAGGCGCCCGAUCGCACAAUGGCACACGCUAAAGGAUCCGGAGGAUGACAAGAAGGAUUAAGGUGGUUGGGGUGUGACGACCAACGGACCACAGCAUGAGGCAUGUGGACGAUGAGGAGUGACAAAAUAAGAAGAAAAAAAAUAACGAAAAUCGAAAACCCGUGAGACUAGACACAAUUUAAGUCAAGUAAAGCAAAAAAAAAACAGAGCUAAUGUAGACGGAAAAUGGGGAUCGAAUGAACUCUCGAAAGGUGAAAACAUUGAAAAAUAUAAUAGAGCAAAGAAAAAGAAGAAAAACGAGAAUUAGCAUAAAACACAAGAUAUAAAACCAAGCUUUUCGAGGAUUGAAACCAUACGGUUAAAAAAAUACGAAGUAGGUGGUUUGUUUUUUUUACCGAAUCGUUUGACGGAAAGUAAUUUGAGCAUAAUAAAGGCAAGCAGACAAACAAACACAGGGAUAUAUAUAUGUCGGAAUGGCCAUUAUGUGCUCGGUUUAUUUCUCGGGAAUAUGUUAUGAGCUCUUUAUUGUGCAAACAGAUUUUGAUUGAAUUUCCAUAAAUAAUUUCACGGUGCUUCCCAGAAUGUUUCUUUAAAAAAUAUUGAUGAAAUUUAAGUGUACCGGUCCAUUCGAUGGAUCAUUGUGAUUCUCUGGCCGAAAUUUGAAAUACAACGUAAGAACCAUUAUUGAGCUACGCUCGGUUGGAAUACUACAUGUUGAAAAUUUAAAAAAAAAGUUUAAAUUCCAGAAGUGGUUUGUUUUGGAAUAACCUACCUUCUCUUCCAUUAGCAGGUAGGUUUCUUUCCAAAUAAUGUCUGAGCUUUCCCAGACACUUCAGGAAUGUUUUUGCAUUCGUCUUCGUACUUAUUUUAAAAUAAUAUCGGCGUACGAACGCGGAAAUACCGUUUUACUGCUUGUGUCUGUAGUAGUGGAACAGGAAAUACGGCACGUAAAAUCACUGGCGAACAUUCAAUAAUGAUCUCUUGUCACUUUCCGUAUUGUAACAGAGAUUAGUCUUCUGCCUUUUUCUAUUCGAAAGGUAAAAUAUGAACACUUUUUCCGAGUAUAUCCGCGAAUAAAUCUUACAUGGCUUGAAGCAUAAAGUAAAACAUCUUGCAACUCACAUGAGAAAAUUUCAUGGUUUAAAGCACGUCGGUGACGUCCAAAUUGAACCUCUAUUCAACUGACAGAAGCCAACAUAUCGGGUUCCCCACUGACAUUUUCCCUUUGUUUUGCUUUGAAUUGGGUUCCCCUUUGACAGUUCUGCUUGAAAUUUUCCUAGCGAUCUAAGCAUCAAUCAUAGCACCCGGCUGGUUUAAAGCACUGAAAAAAUCGGCGCCUACUUUGCUAACUAAGAGAAAAGUGUCGCCUGCUGAGGGUAGCGUUGAAGCCUUGAAGGUUUCUAUUUUAAUUCGCUUCAAAUUUUAGCCUUUAAUUAUUUUUAAUUCCGUUCCGUGGUUUCCAUUAGAAUUGAAACUUAUUUAGAAUGUCUUAUCGUAAACAUUAUUCCAGAACUUUGUUGGCGUAGGACAAUCCUUUGCUAUGGAUUUCACUAUUAUUUUCUAAAAAUUCUAGCAUUUAAGAUUUCAAAAUGGCGUAACUCAAAAAAAGGUUCCUACGGGUUUUUUCUUGCAAAUUUUGGUCAGAAAUGCAGUAUGAUCCAACGUAUCAACUGGUAUACUCAGAGUACACGAGCAUUUGUCAUAUAAUGGCGGUCUGAGGAGCACCAUCGGCUCAGUUUACUUGUGCGUAGCAUUUCGAUAAGUUAGGGAGAACAAUAUUAACCAUUGCAGAGGUAAAAGUAUCACAGCGUGACGGCAUGAAAGAGCACGCAGUGUUCGGCUUAGCGCGACAACGCCUCGUAGGUUAUAUUAGUGGAUGAUUUGGCAUUCUUACCAAUGUAACACAGUAAAUAGGUGUGUAUUAGAAAAUCGUAACUAGGUGAGAUUGGCUUCCGUGGUCGGUUUCGAGUGAAUAUCGUGAAUGGCAAUGGCAAAGAGCUGGACCGCGAUCUCGUUAGCCGUUUUUAAAAGUUGCAUUUAUUACUUACUAUGAACGUUUUUCCAAUUCGGACAAUAUGGUGGAAGUUAGGUAAAAAGGGCAUUCAAAUACUUUUAGCGCAUGUUUUUACUUUUUGCAGCCUAUGUGUAUCGAUAGAAGGGAUGAUUCCUAGAUGUUAAUAUCGAAAAUGAAGCCUUCGGACAUAAAUUCAAUCCUCAUUGAGACCCCAGGUCUACAUUGGAUCGUCAGAAUUGCUGAGCUCUGCUUCCUAAGCGACCACAGGCAUAUUAAUGUAAACAUAGAAUACGAUAAAAAAACAGGAGCUUUAGACUUUUUUGACACCUCACCGAACGAACAUGAUAAGGCUCACAUAUAGACAGAUUUUCACGAGUAGCCGUUUUGUUGUUUAUCACGAUAAUAGCAUUCAAGAAACACCCACACAAAACAGACAUAAGUGAAGAACGAAACCACUGUUAUUGAGGUAUUUUUUCCGUCGGAAGUAAAUAGGUUCACAAAUUCCAUAGAUUACUAUUAAUCAGUUUGAGGAAUAUUAUUAAAAACUGUACUUCUUGUUGAAACAAAAAAGAAAACGAAAAAAGUUAUAAAAAAUGCUAUUUACCGUUAAAUAAGAUGAUCUAUCUAUUGAAUUAUAUAUACAUAUUAUAAAGUUGAUCAAAUUUAAAUACGAAUAUCCCCAUAAGAUACAGUAUUUGUACACUCAGCUAUAUCAGUUCAGAAAUUCUAAUAAGAUUAGCAGCGAUGAAAAAUCUGUAUGAAAAUCUCACAACAGAAACUGAAAGAAAUUUGUAUUUAUAGACAUGUCGAGAAGGAGCUGUUUAUCUGGGACCUCCGGGUGUUGGAUCGGUUUUGUACCGUCGAAAAUGAAGCUUUUUUUUCCAGUACAGAAAACGUCACGAAACAAUGCCCCGGAGGCCCCCAACGUCCUAAACUAUCUCUUUUUAAGACACAAAUAUAAACGCGAUUUACUAGUGAUCAACUUAAUAUCAUACCUACUUGAAGUAGUAUAUCAAGUACUUUCACUGUUAAGACUCAACCUUUCAAUGUAAGCCUGUUCUAAGCCACUAAAACCAAACACUCUUUAUGUUGUUGUAUUACGCUUUGUUGGAGUCUGCCAACGGGAUCUGAUCCAGGAAAAUCUACUAUAACAUUCUUCAGCUGAACGACGAGACGCUGGUCACCGUUUGCUAUACUUAUAUCUGUGGCAGAUGAAUUACUGCAAGCUGGGAAAAGGCAAACUAGAAACAAAAGUAGUUGCUCUGUAUAUAAUUGAAAAUAAUCUAAUCCAAACGAAAGCAACUUAUUUUGAUCCUUCCAUUUGAUAGCGAACGAACGAAUCAGCAACAGCAAAACGUAAGGGUUAAUCAGGCAAUAAAUAAGAGAACAGCGAUUCUUGUUAUAGCGCAAUGCACCUCGUAGACGAGUUAGUUCUGAACUGCACCUCUAGCGAAGAAACGCAAGUAUGAUAACGACUGCUAUUCGAAAUCUAAUUGGUAGCAUUUGGGAAGUAAUCUACAUUCCUCACUUUGUGGUGAAAUGAAAAGCGUUCAGCUGCUUUUAACAAUAAGUAAAAAGGUAGAUGAUUCAUAACCUCUCCCAGAGUGUUUUACCCUUCCGCGAGAUAUGAAUAAAACAAAUGGAACCCUAACGAAUUGCAAUCCUGAAUACAUAUGGCAGAGGCAAAGCGAUUUUAAAGCUGUAACACAAACAAAAAACAUCUCAACGUAAUUGUUUGUACAGAACGGCCGAGAGAUACUUUUAAUUUGCAAUAGGCAAACGACGGUGACAACAAUAAACCCUUUCGGACAGCAAAUAACUAGCGAUAGUGAGAACUGAACGGACUGAAUACUAGAAAGGAAGACCAAGAAACCCGACCGGAGACUUCUUACCAUGCUUUCAUGCGGAAACCAGAAAAAAGGCAAACAUUUAA